This is a messenger RNA of Monoraphidium neglectum, 656 nucleotides long. RefSeq lists its product as hypothetical. The transcript has 8 exons. The annotation marks the transcript as partial. Lineage: Eukaryota; Viridiplantae; Chlorophyta; Chlorophyceae; Sphaeropleales; Selenastraceae. The record is from RefSeq and is a predicted model, not a curated record. Gene Ontology annotation, biological process: intracellular signal transduction; protein phosphorylation. Gene Ontology annotation, molecular function: protein serine/threonine kinase activity; ATP binding.
AUGGCCACCUGAGCAUUGUGCAAGCUGAGGAGGUUGUGCUGACGCGCUCCCACAUCGGGUUAGUCAUGGAGUACGUCAAGGGUGAGUCACUGCCAAGGCUGCUCGAGGGGUGCGCCGCGGCGGUCGCGCGGGCGGCGCUGUCGGGGCGCGGCGCCCUCCGCGCUGCCGCCCGCGUUCCUGCCGGCACGGCGGCGGCGGCGGCUCGCUUUGUGUGCGGCAACCUGGUGUCUUACGUGACGCGGCGGCGCGACAGCGCGGCAUUGCGGGGCGGCCUAUGCAUGGAUGAGGACGCGGCCUGCUACUUUUUCAGGCAGCUGAUUUCUGCUGUUCAGUACUGUCACGAGGGCCACGUGGCGCACAGGGACCUGAAGCUGGACAAUGCUCUGCUGGACGACAGGGACCCCCCACGCCUCAAACUGUGCGACUUUGGUUUUGCCAAGGGGUGGGCCACCAGCAGCAAUAUGGACACCAUGCGCAUCGGGACAGCCGAGUACAUGGGGCCUGAACUCAUAUCUGGGCGCUCUGGCUACGACGGAAAAAAGGUUGACGUGUGGGCCGCGGGCGUGAUGCUGUACGUGCUGCUGCUGGGGGCCUUCCCCUUUGAGAUGGAGGACGAGAACUACGAGAGCACCGCGGACAUCAACUUCCUGUUUUGA